Messenger RNA from Zeugodacus cucurbitae (melon fly), 6090 nucleotides. Its product is annotated as CUE domain-containing protein 1. The transcript has a single exon. Lineage: Eukaryota; Metazoa; Arthropoda; Insecta; Diptera; Tephritidae. Gene Ontology annotation, molecular function: ubiquitin binding. The record is from RefSeq and is a predicted model, not a curated record. Bases 277 to 1155 code for a protein of 292 amino acids.
UUCUUUAUUGUGAAUUGCUCAUUUCUGCUGCUAUUGCAUUGUUUUCCAUCGGUGUCAAAAAUUUUCGUUUGCGCUGCUAAAAUUUUAUAUCGAAUAUAUUUGCAGCGUAUAGAGUCCAACAUAAUUAAAAGUGUAUGAACUCCUAGCAGGCUCAGUGAAUUACAUGGAUAUAUAAAAACAAAACGUAAUCCCGUUCUUGCCAUCCCUUGCACUGCUAGUCAAUUGUUGAAAAAGCCAUAACUUAACACUACUGUCUAAUAAGAUUGCACUACCAGAAUGGCCUCUACGAUGCAGCUGGAGUUUUCGCAGGCCAUGUCUGAUUUUAAGACUAUGUUUCCGGACAUGGAUCGCGAGGUAAUUGAAGCUGUGUUACGUGCAAAUCAGGGCGCUGUAGAUGCCACAAUCGAUCAGCUACUAGCUAUGUCGACGGAUAAUCAAAAUGAAAAGCUACGCAAUGAAUUGGAUGCAAAAAUAUCACCACAACGUAGUCUCAUAAAUCUAGAUGGCAUAGAUAAUCAGCCUCCGACCGCACAAUUAAUUGACACGUCUGACGGAUGUUCUAUCAUUACACCGAAUAGUCAACAAAAUGCGGCCGCCGCUGCUAAUGCUGUACUAUUGAAUCUGAGUGGCAAUAGUGUUGUGAGCUCAUCACCCAAUCAUAAUACAGGUGCAUCACCCAAACAGAGACUGGUAAGUGUCAACAACAAAUCAUCUGCUAAUGUCACUCCAAAACGUAGUGGUCAUCAUGGUACUCGACGUUGGAACCCUCCAAUGCUCGGUCCACUACCAGCAGGUUUUCUAAGGAUCACACCGAGCGCACAGGAAGGGAUAGCUAGAGAUUUUGACUUGCCAGACGAACAGUUCGCAAUGAUGUUACAAAAUGAGGAAUUCAUGAAUCAGUUGCGAUGGAAUCAGGAAUUUAUGAGUGCGUUGGAGAAGGAGCAGUGCGGCAAAGGAAAAGGUGAAGAUGAUGCUGCAUUCAAAGAACGUUUGAAGCAUAUGGGAAAGGUAUCGCGAAAAAAGUUCUUACAAAUGGCGCGUGUUUUUACCUGGCAGCGUAACAAAAAAACCACAACAGCCAAACAAAUAGACUCACUGCCUCUAAAGGAGGAGCCCAGUGACGACGAAGAUCACCAUCAUGUGCAGCGUAAGUAAAACGAUAACCAUGGCAGCGUGGGAUAAACCACAUAAACCUUAAGUAAGUGGAAUGGUCUGUUUUUCAGAGUUAUUAUGUAAUCUUUUAAUUUUAUGUAUAAAAAAAGUUGUUGAAAUAGUGUAUAAGUUGCUUCACAUUUUGGUAGCUGCUAAUCUUCAUAAAAUUAUUGCUUUCCAAUUAUCUAACGUGAUGCUCAUAAGCUUUCCAUACCGAUAAGCGUAUAUAUGCAAAUAAAUAUAUGUAUAUAUCUGUGGUUGUAUAAUACGAAAGAUAAAUUCCGAGAGUAUAUAAACGUUUGCAAUGGAAGAUUUUAUCUUAAGUAAACUUAGUUAUCAAAAAUGCUUUAAAUAUUUUGUUCACUAAUGAAUUGCGAGUAAUAAUGGUAAUCGUAAAGGAACAAAGAAAAGCAUAAAUUAAAAGUGCAAUAAAGAGUGCAACUAUAAUUGAAAAUAUAAAAAGACAAGCCAUUGUAAUAGGUUUUAGAUUUGCGAAGGCUGAUUGUUGUUUGUUAUUUCACUAAAAAGUGCGAAUUAAGUAUAAGUAUAUACAUGUAUAGUAUGUGAUGAAAAACUAUUGUUUCUAAAAUGCGAAUCUUAUUAAACAUUUUAUUAUUAAUGCAAAUACUUAUUUUUUGGACAUUUUUAUGUAUGAAAAUUAUUUCAAAACUUGUUAUCAUUUAGCUAUUGAUUUAGCUUCAAUAUUAUUUAAUAUAUUUUUCCUUUUGAUAUGUAAUGUAAAGAUGCAUGCACACGAAUCCUUCCUUAUAAAUAUGAAUCUCAUUACAAUGCUCGAGUAAUAUAUGAAUAAUAAGCUUCAGCUUGAUGCUGAGUUUGGGCCUAUUAUGUUGGUUUAUACAGAAAAAUGUUCGAACGGACUGAAUAGAUACAUCAUAAACAACUAUAUUCAUAAAGUAAAUGAAAAACUUAUGUAUAUACUUACAUACAUAUGUACACAACGUAGUUAUAAACUAAAUAUUAAAAUAAACUUAAAACCUAGUGUAUAAUUCUUAAAAGCAUAUAUUCUCAUAAUAUCAAAACAAUGUAUAAGUCCAAUAAUGAAUGUUAAUUAUAAAUACAUACAUAUUUGAAAAUUAGUAGUGAAAUUUAAAAUUUUCAAGCAUUUUGGUUUUCCACAGUCUAAAGACAAUGUUCCAAAGAAUUAUGAUACAUAUAUACAUAAAUACACACAUAUAUUUGCUGAGUAUACAUUAAAGCCAAAAUAUGGCUAAUAUCGCAUUUUGUAUAUGCAAUAUAUAAUAUAAUAUUAUAAAAAACAAUUGAAUAAUAAAUUGCUUUAUUCUUAGCAAUAACGCUAGUCACAAUUUACAAUAAAUCAAAAUCGAACAACCAUUUUCUCCAGUUGUAGCAGAGAUGUUAGUGAAGAUCUGAAGAUAAUACUUAAAUUAUUAUCAUUUUUUUUUAUUUGAAAAAGUACAGUAAAUAUUUUAAACUUACAAUAUUAAAUGAAAUGAGCAUAAUAAAGCAUACAAUUGUUAUAUAUUUUCUUGGUAUGCUACUCAAAAUAUUGAGUGCGACAUAAUAAUAGAUUAAAGUAUUCAAAUAAUUUUAUUAGUUGCUACAAAAAAUGCAUAUCAUAUUGUACAUAUUGUGCCAAAUAUUAGUUUAUUAGAAAUAUCAUUCAACAACUGCAAUGCAACAAAAUGUUGUAUAUAUAUGUUUUCAUUAUAGAUCGGAGUAAACAUUUUGUCUUUUGAGCGCCUUUCGAUGUUUUAAAUUCUAAAUCAAUUAAAAUAAAAUCGAUGUAGUAAAAUUUCUUAAAAACUAAAUAUAAAACUUAAAUUAAAUUAAAAUUAAUACAAUCGUUUAUUAAAAGAAUGUGGAUUUUUACUAAAUAAAUAUGCGGAAAAGUCUCCAAACUGUUAAAAUUAAACAAAGGUAAACAAAUAAUAAAAACGUUUUUAAUUUAUUCCUAGAAUUGGAACGAAAGAUAUUUAAACACAAUACUCCUAAAUAAUUAUUUAUUUACAUCGAAAAUGUCACUGAAUUUCAAUUUUGAAAUAUAUUUCAAAUUACACAAAAUAAGUAAAGAUAAACAAACAUAAAUGUACAAAGUGUAAAAGUGCAGAAUAUGCGAAAUUUAAUUACAUACUACUCCUAACACAAUUCAUAAUUUGACACUAUGUCUUUGUAUGUAGAAUGAAAAUGUCAUAUAUUGUUUAAAACAACGUAGAAAAUACGGAAAUUAGUGGCAAAUAAACAGAUAUGUACAUAUAUAUGUACAUAAUUUCCACAUGCGUACAUAUGUAUGUAAGCAUUUGUUUGUGGCAUGGAAAGUGCUUAAAACUAAUGAAAUAAAAUCGCAAAAAACUACAUAAUUUAAAUAACCCUAAAACCAAACAUAGUUAAAACAAAUUAUGUACGCAUGCAUGUAUAAAUUAACUUUACCAAUGAUGAAUAAAUGUAAAACAAAAAUAUGAAAUAUUGUUUUGUUCUCCAGCUUGAAGGCUUAAUUGAUAGAAUAAUUCACAAUAUAAAACAGAGAAAUAAUUUCCAUUAAAUAUCCUCCAAAGUAUUGACGCCAUAUUACAGCUAUAGUAAUUUCUUACCGAGCUUGUAUUUUUAAAUAUUAUCUAUGAACAUGUACAUAUCUACAUAUAAACCAUCACAAAUACGUAAGUAUAUAUGAUCAUUUCAAGGUUUAGCUAUUACUUGAUUAAUUCUAAAUAUAGUAAUUUUCUUUGUUUGUAUGUAUAUAUAUAUAUAUAGUGGAACUUCUCUAACUCGAAUCACCAUAAUGCACAAAAAAACUUCGAGUUAUAGAAUUUUCAUUAAAACAUAUAAAUUUUUAAAUAGCUGUAAAGUAUAGAUUUAUGCACUGUUUUAUUUAAAAAAAAUUAAAUUUUUUAUGGACAUACGAUAUAAUAUAUUUUCUGUAAAUUGGUUUGCUGCAUUUUGCUAUUUUUUGGCUCUUGACGUCUGUAUCCCAUGCCUUGUGUUAGAUGAUUUGUGCAAUCCAUAAGUGUAAUAUCAUAUUUUAUGUUCGCCUCCAUACGAUAUAGAUGGACUAGUUUAAAAUUCCCCCGCGGUAGUAAAAUAUUAAAUUUUGUAUUAUGGCCUGACCAAAAAGUUCGAUUUAUGGAAGGAAAUUUUUAUGAAAGUUGCCACUUCAAAAGUUCGAGUUAUGGAGAUCUUCGAGUUAUAGAAAUUUCCGUUAGGGAAGUUCCACUGUAUAUAUAUUUAUAUUUUAAUAGCAUACAAGCAGUGUAUGAACUUUGCUUGCGGUGCGAAUUUGUAUUCUCCUACAUUGUCUCGUCAUGGUUACAUCCGCAGUUUAUUCAUAUGUAAUUGUCUUCCCACAUUUCAUUCACUUACGUACGUACAUACAUACAUUUCCGUUUGAAGAAUUUGAAACUUGUCUUUUAGUUAUUCAUUCUGUUGCAGCACCGAUGAGACCACGAAUUACGUUCAAAACAUACUGGUGAAUAUAUGUGUGUACGCACACAAAUAGUAUAUUAAUUUUACUUUAUUACUGUCACUCCAGAAAAGGCUCCAAUGCUCCAUUACCACUCUGAAUUUCAUUAUUGGGAACUUCACUCAAUUGUACAUACAUGUGAACGUACAAUUUUACAUACUUACGUAUCUAAGCACAUGUGUGUAUAUGUAACUGCACAUAUACAUACAUACAUAUGUAUAUAUGUACGUAUUUUAUAUAGAUAAGUCUUGGUUACGAACGCCACUGGAAUUUUAAAACGCCUUUAAAUUGUUUAUUCAACCACGAACAAUUUGAUAGGGAGCUCAAUUCAUUAAACUCAACGCUCGCAGUUCAACUGCCAAGGGUCAUUACUACAAUGUAUUAAAUGAAAUAAAAUAGAUUUAGUAUUUGUUUCUUUAGAAUAAACACGGAUGAGUACUCAUAUUCAUCACGCUUGUAGCGAGCUAAGAUAUUUUAUAUAUUUGUCAAUAAGUUAUAUACUGCUGAUAAGUACGGCGAUGCAGCAAUAGCAAAGCAAGUCCCUAAAUGCCACAGCUCUUCUCUACAUACUCCAUAUUAAGUUUCUGCCUUUUGAUUUCCACUUUUCAACUGCUCGCAUCCUACCCUGAACUUUUGUAAUAUACCGGCCGGCUCGAUUGCCGAUAUACUAGCAUGCUGACAUAUGCACAAUCAUGCAAACAUGAGACGGGAAUGUGCCUAAGCUUUGAAUUAGUAAUGUGGUAUCGCAUAUGAUUCUGCCACGGGUUGUUUUUCGGGCGCAACAAAUGAGCUAAUGGCGAUGACUUUGAAAACAGCAAUGAAGUCGUAAUCUAACACUAUCUGAGUUGGACAUUUUUGAGCGCCUGUAUGCGCUAUGUACAUAUAUAAUGUGUGUAUACAUAUUUAUGUUUAAUUGGCUGCGCAACCUCUGCUGAACUUGCAUUCAAAGAGUGAGUUUGACAACCACAAUUUUAGCAUUCCAAAUGUGUCAUUUAGUUCUUCUGAAAACCAAAACGCCAUUAAAUACUUAAGUGCAGAUGUAAAAUAUUUUAACCAUUUCAACAAAAAAUCUACCACAUAAACUUCCAAACCACCGAAAACUAAAUAAUUGUAUGACUUGCUUUUGUUUAUUGUUUUCGAUUUUUUUGUUUUAUUAUUAUAUGUAAACGUAAUACAUUCAAUUAAUAUUUAGAAGACAAUAAAUCUAUUUCUUAUUAUGUUUUGUUACACUUUGAUUUAUGGUUUAUGCAUUUGUUUCUAUUAUUUCAUAUUAUGUUGUUGCGAUUGCAUUGUUAAAUAUUUAUAUAAUAUUUUUACCGCUCGCAAUGUUUAGGUCAUUAUACAUAUUGUUCUUUUUUGCUGGGUGUUGUUAAUUUUGCGGGUUUUAAGUCUUUACCAUCUCAAUCAUUUAUUGAAACGAUUUUGUUGUUUAUUUAAACAGUUUGCAACUUUUCAUUAAAUUUAUACAAUUAUUCAUAAUGCUAGAAAACAUCCAUUUUAUA